AGACGAUAAGAGAGUUAGUUUUAAAUUUAUUAACCCAACUAAUUAAUGUAUGUUAUAUUGAAAACGGUAAGAUAACUGAAAAGAGGAAUAUGAUAACAAAUAUGCGUAGGAUAUUUAAUUUUUAGUAAUCUUUCUCUUUCUUUGCUUUCAUAUUUUGCUUUCCUGUUAGUUAGAUUGAAAAUGCAAGGAAAAUCUAUAAACUUGUAUUUAUAGAUUUCUUAUAAUAUAUUUUAGUAAACAUUAGGCCUAUUUAUCCUAUUAAAAAGACUCCUUUUAAUGUAUAUAGGCCAAAAUAAUAUUCAAACCUUAUUGGUAGUUUUGUUGUAGUUUAGGAAGAGUUUAACUAAUAAAUUGCAUUGAGAAGGAGAAUAUAGAAGAAAAUUUAUAGAAAGUAUAGGAAAAUCAAGUAAGUAAAAAUGAAUUUUUCUCUUUAUUUAUAAUAGAUUAAUGCUAUUAGGUGUAGAACAAGACGUUAUAAUUUUGAUUGAUUUCUGCUUAGAUUGCUGAAAAAAAAAUGAACAAUAAUGUAGGAAUUUCAAAUUGUAAUUAUAAAGAAGAUGUUGAUGAUGAGGGAAAGGGCGAAACGCAAGGGGAACAAAUUCAACCUAGUACUAUAAAUAUUGAAACAAAUAUUGAAGAAGCAUAUAGCAAUAAGGACCUACUAUUGGCUGGAACAUUGGUAAGAGAUGCAAUGUCUGGUAGAUGUUUACAUUUUAAAACGGAUGAGAAGUCACUUAGAAUAAUAAAUCAACUGAUGUUUCAAGAUAAAAAAUCCUUUUUAAAGGAUCCUAAAAACGUUACUGUUGUUGCAGUCAUUGCAUUGACUGUAGUUGAUAUAAUUGGAUAUCUUAUAUGGUACAAUUUGGGUUCGAAUGCUAUUAGAUGGUCUAGAGUUCUACGUCCUUUAUAUCUGAUAAAUUUCCCUCAAAGUCGGCAAGUUCGUCAAGUUUUUAGAAAUAUUCGACGAACUCUUCCUGGUAUUCUAAGUGUCCUUGUACUAUAUUUUUGCAGUUUAUUAUUCUUCUCACUCAUGGCCUAUAAAUUAUUCGAAAAGCAGAACAUUUCGUAUUCGGAUGGAAGAAAAUAUUUUCAAAAUUUUUUCGAUGGAUUUUGGGAUUUAUAUGUUCUUGUAACAAGUGCCAAUAAUCCCGAUGUUAUGAUACCAAGUUAUAACAAAUCGCAUUAUUACGCCAUCUUCUUUGUACUAUUUCUAGUAAUUAAUUUAUUCUUAUUUAUGAGUAUUGUCCUGGCUGUUAUUUAUAACAACUAUAGACGCCAUUUAAAGAAUGAAAUAAAACAUCUUCUAAAGAAUAAACAAGAAUAUUUAGAUCAAGCAUUUAAUCUUCUCAAAACAACAACGAAUGGCUUUGUUGGAAUUAAUAAAAUAACAUGGAAUGAAUUACUAAGUAUUGCUAGGCCAAAAUAUUCCAGAUUACAAUCAGUCCUAUUAUUUACGGUACUAGAUACAAGUGAUAACGGUGUUAUAGAAAGAGAUGAAUUUUUAAAGUCAGCUGAUUUGUUAAAUAUUGAAUUAGUUGAAAGAAUGAACGUAAAAACAAUACUAGAAGUGAAAUUUCCUAAAAUGUAUAAUCAUAAGAUAAGCAUAAAACUUCGUGAAGUAGUUGAACAUAGAUUUUUCCGUUGGUUUUUUGAUGUAUGCAUUGUUGGAAAUGCUAUUUGUAUUGGUUUCAAUUUAGAUCCUGCUGAAUGGGCGUUUUUGGCAUUAUUUAGCAUAGAAAUUAUACUUAAAAUAUAUACUUAUGGAGUAAUAAACUUUUUUAAAAAUAAGUGGAAUACUUUUGAUUUUAUCGUUAUAUUUACUGCUCUAAUUAUGACGAUCGUAGAAGCAUUUUUAAAUAGUAAAAGUUCGGUUAGAAUGCAAAUUCUUGCUAUCUUACUUGUUCUAAGAGUACUUAGAUUACUUCGUAUUGCAAAUAGUAUAACUGCUUUUAAGACAAUAAUUUCAACAAUAUAUAAUAUAGCGCCUUCUGUAGGCGUGUACGGAGCUGUAAUCUUUGUAUUCUAUUAUAUUUACGGUAUUUUGGGUAUGGAAAUCUUUCAGAAUAGAAUAAAGUUUUAUGGCUAUAAUAAUACAAACUCAACUGCUGUAAAAUGUGGAAAUGACGCCUUACAAUUAUCCGAAUUUGCAAAUAGGCGUUAUUGUUCAUUAAACUUUAAUAAUUUUCUUUCAUCUUUAAUUGUCUUAUUUACGUUGACGGUUGUUAAUCAAUGGCAUAUAAUCGCUCAAGGUUUCGUUCUUGUCACUUCUAAGGCUGCUAGAUUAUUUUUCCUAACAUUUCAUGUUACAUGCGUAACAUUGCUACUCAAUAUUUUUACUGCUUUUGUCUUAGAAGUCUUUAUUCUGGAAUAUACAAUUUCAAGGACUGAAUUACAAAGUGCUGUUGAAAGCCGUAUUAAAGAAUUGGGCUUGGGCGUUGGAAUGAACUUACCUAAUUCAUCGAAUGCAUCGGAUAAUCAAAAUAUCGUCGAUGGUAUUGAACAAGAUCCAGAAUCGUCACAUUCUGGUACAUCAUAUGAUGAUAUCCUUACGAAGGAUUACGGCAUACGUUUCAAACUGCGUAAAAGACAUCGUAAACAUUUAAUAACUCUAUUAAGAAAUAUGUUUGAAAGUGAACUUGAAAAAGACGACGAAGAAAGGAGGGAUAUUGUUAAUAUUGGUGUCCACGAAAUCGAUAAGAGAGAAUCUAGAAAAUUUACGAACGCUUAA
This is a messenger RNA of Dimorphilus gyrociliatus, 2728 nucleotides long. The record is from the annotation of a GenBank genome assembly. NCBI's taxonomy places the organism in Eukaryota, Metazoa, Annelida, Polychaeta, Dinophilidae.